Plenodomus lingam JN3 is the source of this 384-nucleotide messenger RNA. RefSeq lists its product as uncharacterized. The record is from RefSeq and is a predicted model, not a curated record. NCBI's taxonomy places the organism in Eukaryota, Fungi, Ascomycota, Dothideomycetes, Pleosporales, Leptosphaeriaceae.
AUGCGCAAGCCCUUCCUUUGCCUCCCCCUUCUCUCUCUGUUGGGUCUCACAGCCGCCCAAACAUCUUCAUGGGGCGAGCCCUUCAUUGUCGAUAAUAGCGCGCUACCAACCAGACCAUCCACGGCGAACCUCCUAUCCAGCACGGCCACUCAGUCAAGACUCGAUGUCGCCACUUCUCCACCGACAGUCCCCUCGGUGCCAGAUGGCGCGGUCAUUCCAGGCAUCCAAAGUGCGAUCAGCAAGGCGAGCUUUGAUCCGAGUGGCUCGGAGACGAUGAGCAGCGCGGGCCUGCAGAGUGCCGCUGCUGCAGAAGGUAUGGGAGGUCUGAGGACAAUGGGAUUUGCGGGGGCUUUGGCUGCGGCCGCAGGUGUCCUGGCUGUUUAG